AUGAAAGGAUUUAGCGAAGAUGCAAAUUACUCCAUUGGCCUACUGGAUGAUACAGCAACUCCAAAAGAUGUCAUUAAAAUUACAUUUAUGAGCAUACUCUGACCGGAAAGAAUGCAUUUUUUGUUGCCGACCUUGGGAAAAUUGUCAGAAAGCACAUCGAAUGGCAAAAUACCAUGGGACGCAUCAAAUCAUUUUAUCCACUGAAGUGCAACUCCUCUCCAGCUGUGCUAGAGAUACUCUCCGCUCUUGGCGUGGGAUUUGUAUGUGCCAAUAAAAAUGAAAUGACAAUGGUGUAUGACUUGGGCAUCUCUAUGGAGAAUGUAAUUUAUACCAGUCCAUGCAAGCAGGUUGCAACAGAUCAAGCAUGCAGCCAAACUGGGAGUAAACAUUAUGACUUGUGAUAAUGAAUCGGAACUGAAGAAAAUUGCACGAAAUCAUCCUAAUGCCAAGCUAUUGCUACAUAUUGCAACAGAAGGCAUCACCGGUGAUGGAGAAAUGAACAUGGUGUUUGGCAGCACACUGAAGAACUGCAGACACCUCCUGGAAUGUGCUAAGGAGUGCGGUGUGCAAGUCAUUGGUGUGACGUUCCAUAUUUCAAGCUCCACCAGAGACCCCCAAGCAUACACUCAUGCUUUAUCUGAUGCUCGUUGUGUCUUUGAUAUGGCAGCUGAAUUUGGCUUUAAGAUGAAUUUACUGAACAUUGGAGGAUUAUCAGGGAAUGAGUUUCAGUUGGAAGAGCUUUUUCAUGCUGUCAGUCCUCUGCUGAGUGCAUACUUUCCUGAGGAAUCUGGGAUCGGAGUUAUUGCCGAGCCUGGAAGUUAUUACGUGUCAUCUGCGUUUACCCUGGCUGUAAACAUCAUUGCAAAGAAAGUAGAGAAUGAGCAGCAUCUUUCUGGAGGAAAGUACACCAGUACCAAGCCAGCUUUUAUUUAUUGCUUGAAUGAUGGAGUUUAUGGAUCUUUUUCACGUAAAUUAUCAGAGAGCUUAAAUACUGCUCCAGUGGUGCACAAGAAAUACAACGAAGAUGAGCAGCUUUUUGCUAGCACCCUUCUGGGUCCAUCUUAUGACGAGUUAGAUAUAAUUGUGGACCACUGUCUUCUGCCAGAACUGAAUGUUGGAGACUGGCUUGUGUUUGAGAACAUGGGCUCUGGUACAGUGAGCGAACAGUCUGCAUUUGCAGAUUUUGAACGACCGUCCCUGUAUAACUUCAUGUCAUUCAGUGACUGGUAUGAGAUUCAAGAUGCUGGGCUUACAUCAGACACCUUGAUGAGAAGCCUCUGUGUGCCUUGUUUUCAGUUUGGUGACGACAGUUUCUCCACUGUAGCUUAG
This is a messenger RNA of Staurois parvus, 1329 nucleotides long. The record is from the annotation of a GenBank genome assembly. NCBI's taxonomy places the organism in Eukaryota, Metazoa, Chordata, Amphibia, Anura, Ranidae.